Sinocyclocheilus anshuiensis is the source of this 1379-nucleotide messenger RNA. Its product is annotated as muscarinic acetylcholine receptor M4-like. Gene Ontology annotation, biological process: chemical synaptic transmission; adenylate cyclase-inhibiting G protein-coupled acetylcholine receptor signaling pathway; G protein-coupled receptor signaling pathway, coupled to cyclic nucleotide second messenger. Gene Ontology annotation, molecular function: G protein-coupled acetylcholine receptor activity; G protein-coupled serotonin receptor activity. The transcript is spliced from 2 exons. The record is from RefSeq and is a predicted model, not a curated record. Bases 72 to 1379 code for a protein of 435 amino acids. Gene Ontology annotation, cellular component: plasma membrane; dendrite; synapse. NCBI's taxonomy places the organism in Eukaryota, Metazoa, Chordata, Actinopteri, Cypriniformes, Cyprinidae.
CUGGAUCUGUCAUUUUCUCAAGGGACUUUGAGUGGUUCGUUUUUAACGACUCCUCCACAAGUUCCUCCAUCAUGCUCAACAGUAGCAUGCACAGUCCCUUGCCCGAGGAAUCGUACUUGGUAUCAGGAAGACCACGUCGUGCAUUCGGGACUGUAGGGGUGGUCGUCAUAAUACUUGUCACUAGCUGCAUCAGCCUGCUAACAGUCCUGGGCAACGUUCUGGUUCUGCUUUCAAUCAAAGUCAACCGCAAUCUCCGAACCAUCAACAACUACUUCCUUUUUAGUCUUGCUUGUUCGGACCUUAUCGUCGGUGUUUUCUCCAUGAAUCUCUACAUUGUGUACGCCGUAAAGGGAUAUUGGCCUUUGGGACCACAGAUGUGUGAUUUGUGGUUGGUUGUGGAUUACGUGGUGAGUAACGCCUCUGUGAUGAACCUCCUACUGAUCUGUUUUGACCGGUACUUCUGUGUGACCCGGCCUCUGAGUUACCCAACCAAACGUACUGCAAGGUGGGCUGGGGUGAUGAUUGCCGCGGCUUGGUUACAGUCUCUGCUUCUCUGGGCUCCAGCUAUCCUGCUUUGGCAGGCUGGGAGGGACAGGAGCAAGGUCACAGAGGGACAAUGUUACAUCCUGCUCCUCGCGAACCCUGCUGUAACCCUGGCAACCACUAUCCCAGCGUUCUACAUUCCCGUUGUAAUAAUGACGGUACUGUACACGAAAAUAUCCCUGGCCAGUCAGAGACGGGUUCAUAAGUUGAUGCCUGAAUCCGCAAACCUGCUUGAUCAGUCUAAGACAAGUGGAGGAACGUCAACCGCAAACCCUGACCUAGUGAAUGACAUUAAAUCGGAUGACUCAUGCACAUUUAAACAUGAUUCAAAGCUCGUUAGAAUGAAACGGCUCUUUUCUGUAGAGUUCAGCAAGACUGAUGACUCCUUGGAGUCAAGUCCUGAUUCCUCUAUGGAAGAACGAGGGCUGGAUGCAGCAACCUCAAGACCGAAGACCUUGACCGUGUGUGUGGAAACUAGCAGGACAACGCAACCUCACUGUUUUCAAAACCAUACUGCCAUUCAGGUUCAAGGUCAAGCGUCCAAGGUUGUCUCCAAGAAUGCCAGACGGAAGGCUCUGAGAGAGAGGAAGGUGACAAAGACUGUCCUUGCUGUUCUUCUGGCCUUCAUUGUUACUUGGACACCUUAUAGCGUUAUGGUUCUGAUUGGUACCUUCUGCCGUUGGUGUGUCCCUGAAAUUCUGUGGAUGGUGGGUUACUUUAUGUGCUACAUCAACAGCACGGUAAAUCCAGUGUGCUACGCACUCUGUAACGCCACCUUCAAAAGAACCUUUAAACGACUGUUGAUGUGCAAGUUCAGAAAUCUGACAUUAAAAUGA